Messenger RNA from Dioscorea cayenensis subsp. rotundata (Guinea yam), 783 nucleotides. RefSeq names its product LOB domain-containing protein 1-like. The transcript is spliced from 2 exons. The record is from RefSeq and is a predicted model, not a curated record. The coding region runs from base 61 to 606 and encodes 181 amino acids. NCBI's taxonomy places the organism in Eukaryota, Viridiplantae, Streptophyta, Magnoliopsida, Dioscoreales, Dioscoreaceae.
ACAAGUACUCUUAAUUUCUCUCUUUCUUUGUUAUCCCCUCUUUUCUCUCUUUUAUCUCUAAUGGAGUCUUGUGAAAAUAACUCAUCACCACCAUCAUCUCCUCCAAUCAUCCUUAGCCCUUGUGCUGCAUGCAAAAUUCUACGUCGAAGAUGUGUCGAAAAAUGCGUCCUCGCGCCGUAUUUUCCUCCUACCGAGCCUCUCAAGUUCACUACAGCUCACCGUGUUUUCGGCGCAAGCAAUAUCAUCAAAUUCUUGCAAGAGUUACCGGAAAAUCAAAGAGCCGACGCGGUGAGUAGUAUGGUAUAUGAAGCAAAUGCGCGCAUAAGAGAUCCGGUUUAUGGUUGUGCCGGAGCAAUUUGCCAACUACAAAAACAGGUGACCGAGUUGCAAGCACAAUUAGCAAGGGCUCAAGCUGAACUAGUUAACAUGCAAGCUCAACAAGCUAACUUGAUCACCUUAGUCUACUCCGAAAUGGCUAAAUCUCAACAACAGUGUAGUCCUCAACCUUGUGGAAAUUUUGAUAGCUUUGAAGCCUUCUUCUUUGAUCAAGGUGGUCAAGAUGAGGACUUCAUUCAUGGCUACCCAUUAGAGCCCCUUUGGACGUAGAACUCUUAUUAAGUUCUUCAUUUUAAGGACUCUUUGUUUAAAGAGAAAGACAGAGAGAGAGAGAGAGAGAGAAAUAAACAUUUGCUUAUGAGAAGGCAUAGUGAUGGAAGAAGUAUCACUGAUUAAUUUCAUUGUCUUAUGAAUUAUAAGAAAUGAAUAAAAUAAAUAUAACUUUAA